This is a messenger RNA of Nematocida major, 1212 nucleotides long. RefSeq lists its product as uncharacterized. The record is from RefSeq and is a predicted model, not a curated record. The coding region runs from base 1 to 1212 and encodes 403 amino acids. Gene Ontology annotation, biological process: protein phosphorylation. NCBI's taxonomy places the organism in Eukaryota, Fungi, Microsporidia. Gene Ontology annotation, cellular component: cytoplasm. Gene Ontology annotation, molecular function: protein serine/threonine kinase activity; ATP binding. The transcript has a single exon.
AUGAACUGCAUCAGAAAAGACUCUUUUGAAAUAUCCAGAGUAUCCAGAAUAUCCCGCACUUUCCUUGUGCUUAGCCUGUUUAUUACAUGGGCUUGGGCUGGGAAAGCUGAUUCUUCGGGCGUAGAGAGCACGGAGUUAUACAAAAAAAUCAGAUCACUCGCAGAUAAAAUAGACGGGUUUAUAGACGAGCUCAUCCCGAAUAACCCAGAGAAAGCACCUAUCACCCGAGAUGAAUUUAUGAAAAAGUUGAGAGAGAACGAUCUACAGAUCAUCCACAAUACGAAUCUCAGCUGUGUUUUUGUAUACAGCGGACCUCUCCUAGACUACGCAAAAAUCCCCGGAAUGAAGGAGGCAGUCGACGAUAAAGUCCAGAGGAAGCUCAUCCUGAAAAAAGCUGCAAGCUUCCGGGAGGUAAACAUGCAGGAGGAGAAACUCUGCAAAAUGAUGGACCACCCAAACACAGUGCGAACAUUCUUCUCCUUCUCGAUAGUUCCGGAGGACUACGAAAAAACAGGAUUUUCCAUGGUCUGGCUUCUCCAGGAGUAUCUGGAGGUUUCUCUCCCCGUACUCCCGAAUAACCCGAUCUUGAAUAAACUCGUUGAGAUCGACAUCCGGACAAUUGCUCGGGAUGUUGCACGGGGAAUAGAGUACCUCCACAGCAAGAAGAUCGUACAUCUCGACAUAAAGGCGCAGAAUGUCGCAGGAUCUUACUCCAAGCGCGAGGGGAGAAUCGUAUAUAAGCUCAUAGACUUUGGCUUCUCCCGGGAAAUAGAACCCGGUCAAACUUCCGUCUUCCUGGAGGGAAUGAAUAUUGGAACUCCGCCUUUUGUCUCCCCGGAGAUUGCGUUGGAGUCGGUCCACGGGUACGCUGCUGAUAUCUGGUGCUUUGGGUUUAUGAUGAUCGUUUUGAGUAGAAUCGCCCUGCCAGAAGAUAAUGCGUGGAUCUGCCUGAUUAAUGAUCUCUCGAAUAACCCGAACCUUGGGAGGAAAGUGCCUAUGGCGAACGUAUUCGCCCAGUUCCUGCGCGGGAGUGUGGAGUUGGUCCUUCCCCUGAGAACUCCCGUUGAACUUGCGAGUUUCAUUCGGGGGUGCAUGCAGAGGGACGGAGAGAGACGGAUGACGAUUCAGGAGGUCCUGAAGCACCCGUAUCUCUCCAGGUACGUUAUCUCCGGAGAUCCAAACCCUGAAAACCACAGAAUGUACGCAGUAUAG